AUGCCGAGCUAUGCUUCGUUUGCGAACGGCUUGGCUGUAUUUCGCAAGGGCCUCACAGGACUAAAGGCUGACUUCUGGCGAGUCCUUGUCUACGGCUUACAACUGAAGUGGCAGGGGAGUCUUCCAGGCACACGGGAAAGACUCAGCCGUGAAAUAAUCUGGACGGGCAUAACUUUGACCCAGCUCCUCGACCGAAAGCGUCGGGUCAUGAGCGCGCCUGAGCGAAGCAAUUGCCAGGAUGGCCGAUGCCCGGAUGGGAAAGGACAGCCGUGCUUCGAACGGCAAGUGGGUGAACAAGGUCCAAGGGAUCAGCGGAUCGAUGCUGCCUGCCGCCGUGUUGAGGGUGGAGGCGGUCCAGAGUCCGACUGCCGAUAUUCACCGAGCGAUAGCUUCUUCUCCAAAGAGUGA
Molecule: messenger RNA, 408 nt
Organism: Zymoseptoria tritici IPO323
Lineage: Eukaryota; Fungi; Ascomycota; Dothideomycetes; Mycosphaerellales; Mycosphaerellaceae
Exons: 5
Coding region: 1-408 (135 amino acids)
Source: RefSeq, a predicted model, not a curated record